CCCGCGCUGUCGCAAUUUGAACGAGGCAGGUCCUGCCUUGGCAGAGAAGCCAUAGUCGGCCAGCGCUGCUGGGGCAUCCUGCCUCCGCUGCCGCUGCGCCCGCCGAGAUGGUUGGGUUCCUGCUCCUGCUCCUCCUAAUCCCCUUCCUUCUGUAUGUGGCUGCGCCCCAAAUCAGGAAAAUGGUGUCCAGUGGGGUGUGUACAUCAGCUGUCCAGCUUCCUGGGAAGGUAGCUGUGGUCACUGGAGCUAACACUGGCAUUGGGAAGGAGACAGCCAAAGAGCUGGCUCAAAGAGGAGCCCGUGUAUAUUUAGCUUGCCGGGAUGUGCAAAAGGGGGAAUUGGUGGCCAGAGAGAUCCAGACCAUGACAGGGAACGAGCAGGUGUUGGUGCGAAAACUGGACCUGUCUGAUACUAAGUCUAUUCGAGCCUUUGCCCAGGACUUCUUAGCAGAGGAAAAGCACCUCCACAUUUUGAUCAACAAUGCAGGAGUGAUGAUGUGCCCCUAUUCUAAGACAGCAGAUGGCUUUGAAAUGCACAUGGGAGUCAACCACUUGGGUCACUUCCUCCUGACCCAUCUGCUGCUACAGAAACUAAAGGAAUCAGCCCCAUCAAGAAUAGUAAAUCUGUCUUCCUUAGCACAUCACCUGGGAAGGAUCCACUUUCAUAACCUGCAGGGUGAGAAAUUCUACAAUGCAGGUCUGGCCUACUGUCACAGCAAGCUAGCCAACAUUCUCUUCACCAAGGAACUGGCCCGGAGGCUAAAAGGCUCUGGCGUUACGGCGUAUUCUGUACACCCCGGCACGGUGCAAUCUGAAUUGGUUCGGCACUCAUCUUUCAUGAGAUGGAUAUGGCGGCUCUUCUCCUUCUUCAUCAAGACUCCUCAGCAGGGAGCACAGACCAGCCUGUACUGUGCCUUAACGGAAGGUCUUGAGAUUCUAAGUGGGAAACAUUUCAGUGACUGCCAUGUGGCAUUGGUCUCUGCCCAGGCUCGUAAUGAGACUAUAGCAAGGCGGCUGUGGGAUGUCAGUUGUGACCUACUGGGCCUUCCAAUGGAUUGACAGGCAGUGGCAGUUGGGCCCAAAAGAAGACAGCAGAAGACUAUACAUUAUUUCCUGCCAAAAUGAUUCUCCUUCAAGGUGGCCAAAAUCUUAACCAGAAAAAAAACAAAAGCUUCCAGUCUUGCCUGCUUGGUGUACAGUUAAAACCCCAGUUAUACUGCCAGAUUCAUCUAAACACCUUUCAUUUGUCCAGAUUUACUUUGCUCUUGUUACUGCCAGAGUUAUUAGAGAUACCAUCAUA
Messenger RNA from Lemur catta (Ring-tailed lemur), 1299 nucleotides. It is a transcript of the gene RDH11, whose product is annotated as retinol dehydrogenase 11. Lineage: Eukaryota; Metazoa; Chordata; Mammalia; Primates; Lemuridae. The record is from RefSeq and is a predicted model, not a curated record. The transcript is spliced from 7 exons. The coding region runs from base 108 to 1058 and encodes 316 amino acids.